AUGAAUGCUACUAAGGAGCCAUUCCUAAGUCUACGUUUUUUGAAUUUGUACGGCUCGCCUGAAGAAUUCUCUGAACUGCCAAAUGAGUUUGAAGAUAUUAACAAUGGAAAGGGCCUUCAUCGACGUCUGGUCACUGAAGAUUCAGAGUUGGCACGUAAGGCAUUACAAGUCUUUGCGGCGGUGAAGGUGAAGGUCAAGCGUGAAAUUGAUCGUGAUACAUUGAUCCAGUUGGCCGGCACCUCACCGAGAACCAAAGUUCACCAAGAAUUGAGCGAUCUUCUGACGGAGUUGGAUGAAGCAAAAAGACCAGAAGAUCAUAACAAAGAAGACCCUGACAAUCAGCCUGAUGUAAAAUCAGAAGAGAAUGCUAUAGAGAUGUCUGAAGACUUUGAUGCCAAGGCUCAGGAUCUAGAAGAUGUUGAUAAAGAGAAAGACAAUGAGGAAGAUGAUGGUGGUGAUGAGGAGGAGAUAGAUAAACAGAUGGGAGAGGUUGAUGAUAUGGAUAAUGAUAAGCUAGAUGAACAGAUGUGGGGCAGUGAUUUGGAGGAUAAUGGGGAUGAGGAAGAGAAAGAAGAAGAAUCUGGGCCAGGUGAUGGUAAACAAAGUGAACCAGAACUUGUUGCUAAAGAUGACAAUGCUGACAAAUCUGAGAAUGAUAAGGAUAGGGAACAAGGUAACAAAGAUGAGACUGAAGAAGAGGAAAAUGAUGAUAAACAGAAACAAAAUAACUUGGAUAAUCUAGAUCAGGAUAACUAUGACGAUGACCAAAUUGACCCUUACCAUGGUAAACAAGAAGAACAGCAGGCCCCUGAUGACUUUGACCUUCCAGAUGACCUUAACUUUGAUGAUGACAAUGACGAUGGUGGUAAAGAUGAUGAAAAAGAAAUGGAAGAAACAGGGCAAGAAAUGGAGGAUGACACUGCACUACCACCAGAAGAUUCUCCUGACAAUGCUGAAGAUGAACAGAAAGUAGAAACGGAGGAUAAACAUGAACAAGAGACUGGAGAAGAUGGUGAAGAUAAAGGAGAGGAAACCAACGAGGAGGAGAAGACAAAUGAUGGUACUGAUACAGCUGAUAAUGAUGAGAGACAAGAACAAGAUGGUGAAGAUGAUCCUGGUUUUACACCUCAAAAAUAUAUGGGAAAAAGACAUUUUAAGUUGCAUGCAGCUUUCUUAAAUGCAACCAUGGUCAGUGCUAUAGAUGCCCCUGUGGAGUUUGAAGUUAGCAUAGGUAACUACGGUAACAAGCUGGAUUAUUACACAUUGCCGUGUACAUCAACUACCCAGCCGACCAAUGCUGUUUUUGAUGAUACUCAAUAUAACUUCCAACCUUUGGGUGGUAUCAAGCCCUGUGUGGUGGUUGACUCCGAGUGGGAGGAUAUUGCCUGGAGACUGGAGGCUCUGAACUUCUUUGAAGGCAUUAUAGCUGCACUAGAAUCUAACAUUGAACAAGUUAAAGUUGGUAUUAAAGCUAAACUGCCAACACCAGAACUAGCUCAGCUACUGAUUUCAGCUCUAGAUCAGCUGGUUGAAGACUGCAAGAAACCAUUACCUACCCCAAAGAAAGGUACACAUCUACCUACAGAACUAGAUACUUGGUUAACCACCAAUAGACAGUAUGAGAUGGAAACCCUUAUAGAGAAGGCAACAAACCUUCGAGAAAAUGCCACCGAUAUCAUUAUAGCACUCAGUGAGGCAGAAAACUUUAAAAAAAUCUUACAUAACCUGGCUGUAGAGCCUCAGAACAGUAUGCCAGAUGUAAUAAUCUGGAUGAUUAGCGGAGAGAAGAGAAUAGGGUUCCCACCGUUCCCACAAUAA
Messenger RNA from Ruditapes philippinarum (Manila clam), 1818 nucleotides. Its product is annotated as SUN domain-containing protein 2-like. The transcript is spliced from 13 exons. Gene Ontology annotation, biological process: membrane fusion; plasma membrane organization. The record is from RefSeq and is a predicted model, not a curated record. Bases 1 to 1818 code for a protein of 605 amino acids. Lineage: Eukaryota; Metazoa; Mollusca; Bivalvia; Venerida; Veneridae. Gene Ontology annotation, cellular component: membrane.